UUUCAUUUGUCAGUGCAGAAUAAAACAUAAAAUCCAAGUACUUGUGCGGAGAUGUAAGUAACGCAUUAGACGCUAUCAACUUUUACCAGUCAUUAAACAGCAGAUCAAGUGGCAGCUCUAGACCUCGUUUUCAGACAAGUUGUACAGCACUGUUGAAACCCAAUUGCGCAGUUAAAUGCUGUAUACCAUGCUGCGAGCAGGAAAGGGAUAUUACAUGAUUUUUUUCAGGUACUCAGUAUCACAAUGGCGCAUGGGGCAGACGCAAAAGUGUUUAUCCUUGUCGAUUUACAUUUAAGAAUUUCUAAAAAAGUUCUUCUUUCCUUGCUCCAAUUUGCUGUCGCGGAAAGCAAACCUAGAGAUACAUCUACCGAAAAUUGGACAGUCGACCAUUAUGUUAACACGUACCUGGGCAAAAUAGCAAGCACGAUAACUGGCCAGAAAAAUAUUAAACUGUUUGUACCCGGUUUCGGUGUGAAAACGGAUCCUUCCAUAUGGCCAUUAUAUUUGGUGACGUUUGUAAUCGUAGACAUUGCUGACGAAAGAGUCGUGUCUACUGACAUCAAAGACAAGGUUCAACAAAUGACAAGACAUAGAACUGAACUAUACAAUUCUAUGUGGGAUAUCUCAAAUAUCUUUUUUGACAACCACGUAAGGGAGCUUCGGAUUUUAAUGGAAGACAUUUGUCAAUAUAUCCAGAAGACGAACAUGAACAGUGAAAUAGAGAGAGAGAUAGAGGACAUUAUACGAGGCAAUUUUCUUCACGAUCAACACAUGAUCAACAUCUUCCAUGAGAAUAUGGAAAUGGAAAAGUCGUAUCGAGAGAACAUUAAUCACUUCACCGCUGAUGAGCUUAACUACCACAAUAGAAUGGAACAGGUCAUCAGUAUCCUAGAACAAAAUCAUCUUGAUGAUUUGACCAGAGCGCAACAAAGUGGCCAUGAUCUUACUGAGAGGCAUUUACCACCACGAGGACAACAUUAUCCAGCAAAGUUAAUAAAUGUAAUGCCGAUUGUUAUUGAGAUCGCCGUGACAGGUUGCGGCGAUUGGAGGAAACACAGUCGACUCAUCAAAGAGUUGACCAAUAUUAUUAACAACACUGACGAACCUGCAGACUAUGAGCCGCUGUUCAGAGACAGGAACGCUGUCCGCACCGCUUUCGAUCAAGUCUUUUCGCGCUUUGGAGAAUUUCACGCACAAUCGGGAUGCAUACAACUUGUUGUAAGUUCUCGUGAAAUCUCAAAAUUCUUCUGUCUUUUAAAUGAAUGUGUCGAAGGGGACCUGACAUCCAAGUUGAAGCCAGUUCAAGACAUAGUUCGUGGAAUUCCAGGUUUUGAACAAUUCGAGUACGAGGUCGUUUUGUACAGGGACCAUUAUACUUGUGUGAUGGACAAUUUGGCUGGACAACUGUUGAAGGAAAUCGAAGCUAAAGGGUUAACAUUGAAACCAACACGAAGCGUUAAGGUAGACACGUUUGACCAGGAAACUGUCCGUUUGACAGUAGCCUGUCACUCAUUAAGUGAUCGCCACGCAUGUAGAAACGCCUUCUUGGAUGAACGUUUGCAACCGACAUUUGAUGUUCUUCAACAACAGCUCAAAUACGUUUAUCCGGACAUGUCAUUGAGUGCCAGGCUCUUAAGUACCGAAGAAGACAGCUGUGCAUACCCUAAGAAAACAGUUGUUCGGAUGAAACCAAAGGGGACAUCGAACAAGACUAAUUUCACUUUCUCUAGAGAAAUUGACCUUCGUCUUCCAUCAGAUAGAAAAACGCCAUCAGUAACUGCGAUUUCUGUGAACGGGUCUGGACGCCUUGUAGCUGCCGAUUUAGGCAACACAUGUAUAAAACUUAUAAACACACAGUCCGGUGAAUGCAUGAGUAGUACUGUAUCCACGUGUUGUAUUCCUUUAUGCAACACAGAGUGUGUAAAAAAAUACCGCCCAUGGGGUGUAAGUUUUAUUGAUGAGGAUCGCGCGGUAGUAUCUGUUCCGGCGGCAGGUAAACUCAUCUUCGUCGACACCAGGAACGAUCAAUUAAGCAUUGUCAAAGAGCUGAUCAAUCAAACGCAAUGUCGAGGACUCGCUUUUUGCCGCGGUCGUUUGUAUGUUACAUACGGGUCACCGGAGAAGAAAGUAAGAAUACUGAACACCGACGAUACAAUCCUGAAAACGUUCUCGAACGAGUACUUUUCUGAACCAUGGUAUGUAACAGUCAAUGGAAACGACAUGUCUAUAUUUGUAUCGGAAACAUUGACAAAACGUGUCCUCCAUUUGGAUGACAAUGGAAUCCUGGUACAUAUAAUGGACUUGAAACAAGUCAUUGAUGAGCCCCGAGGUCUUUUAAUAAAAGACGCAUCACGAUUGUGGGUGUGUGCCUACAGAUUUAACGGUAAAGAUUCUAUGGCUGAAAUCGAUUUAGACAAGGCCGAAUGUAGUGAUGUUGUUGGUGAAGGCAUAGAAUUCCCAAUUGGUAUUCAGAUAGAUAGUAAAUCGAGUCUUAUUUACGUAAGCAUGUGCAAAACCCCCAUUCUCCGCGUGCUGAAAUACGAAACAUGAAAUACAAAAAUCAAAUGUCAAUAAACAUGGAUACCAAAUAUUCCACUUUGACCUACAAUAUUAAUAUUUGACUCUAAUGGUAUAUAUGACCUCGAUACUCGAUCUGUAUACGUCUAAAUCUAUGAGCAACAUAUUGCUGGACCAUGUUUUGUGACAUGUGUUAGGAGACAUUUACACGUACGUAAGAUGACCAACGGCAACAAGAUAGCAUAUCCCAACCUAAGCUUAGGACUUACCGGCAAAUUUAACACGAAUUUGGAUGUAAAAAUAAUGUGUCCAUGCAACUACCAAAUCACUUGAUAUAUAACAUUGCUGUAAUAUGAAAAGGCACCUUGCCGCUGCUGAUUGAAACCGGGCGAUUUAUAAACUUAAAGAUCGCAGAAAGACUCUGCCUUAUGUGUAAAGAACAUGUGUAAAGAACCCAAUCAGGUUGAAACAGAAUACCAUUACUUUUUUAAUGUAGAUUCUACCUUUGUUUAAGAUUAUCAUUUUAUAAUUGAGUCUCAAGGUUUAAACCAAACAUAACUAACAUUCCGCAUAGCGAGCGGCUAGCAUGAAUGCUUACUGAUAAGAGACGUAUACAUAUGCAUUGUUUAUUACAUAUUGCUAUACAAAACGCUCUUUAUAUAUAUCCAAUAAAUAUUAAAAACACAUACAUAUGUAAAAAAUACUACCAAUGAAUGUAAAUUUAGUUUUACCUUUUUUACAUGAACUUGCAAUACUAUGAUUGAAAGUACACUUGUUAAUAAUUGACAUUUGUAAUUUAUCUAAACUAUAUAUGUUAAUACAUUAAACAAUGUCAUUCUGUUUAUUAGCGUGAUUUUUCCUGCACUAUAUUGAUUUGAUUUUAUGACUACUACCAUAACGUGUCAAUUAAGUGACUCGUAAGUCAUUUAUACGACUGGGUAGUACAAGGUUGUAUAAAUAAAUGUUAUAUUGUCUGUGAAUACCAAUGAUUAUCUAUGUAGUUUACGUCACUUUAAUUACUAUGACCAUUUUUGCUAGUGUCCUUUCGUCUUUCUCUAGCUUUUCUUUGUUGUCAGACUGUUUGGCAUUGGGUAAUUUACCAUGCAUAACAUAUUUCAUAAUAUACUUAGUUUUUUCUUCUUCUGGUGCUGCUGACGCUAUAUUUCAAUAGUGGUAAAAAACUGGUAACGUUAGUUUCAUUUUAACCGUUUAUAUUUUCUCAAUUGCCUAGUGUCCAUGUGUGUAGUUUGACCCUUAUUGUAAUAUUAUUUGAAUUGUGUCAUACGGAGUAAUGCUCUCUUUUUACAAGGUUUUCAUUUCGACAUGAUAUCGUUGUCAGUACACACCCAGUAUUUCCGAAACAUAAUAUUGAUGGACCGCUUUGAUCCUCACUGUUUGUUAUUGAGUUAUAAUAUCUGUGUACAGAGUUUCCAUUUCGACAUGCUUUCGAUAUCAGUACAUACCCCAUAUUACUGGAACCUUACAUGGAUGGAGAGCUUUGAUCCUCGCUGUUUGUUUUUGUUUAAGUUGAACAAUAAUGUAAUAAACAUGAAUUAAAACAAUUGUUAUAAUUGCGUACCUUUAGAUAAUAUAUAUUAUUUCUUUGAGUGGAAGUUAAAUGCAUUUAAAACCACGACUCUUGCAAUGUCUAAAUUAUUAACACAUACUCUGGUUAAUACUGUAUACAACUUCAAAUUGUGA
Molecule: messenger RNA, 4218 nt
Organism: Dreissena polymorpha
Lineage: Eukaryota; Metazoa; Mollusca; Bivalvia; Myida; Dreissenidae
Exons: 9
Coding region: 244-2550 (768 amino acids)
Source: RefSeq, a predicted model, not a curated record